Molecule: messenger RNA, 1512 nt
Organism: Bipolaris zeicola 26-R-13
Lineage: Eukaryota; Fungi; Ascomycota; Dothideomycetes; Pleosporales; Pleosporaceae
Product: Glucooligosaccharide oxidase
Exons: 2
Coding region: 1-1512 (503 amino acids)
Molecular function (GO): oxidoreductase activity; FAD binding
Source: RefSeq, a predicted model, not a curated record
AUGGGCAACAUCGUGAGUGCCGCCCAAUCGGGAAUCUCCACACAUACUGGGGGGUCUGCAGGUAUUGCAGGUUCCACGAUCCACCAAUGUCUCAUCAACGCCGUAGGCGACAACAAUGUCGCCUUCAAAGGCGACCCUCUCUACCAAAUCAAUGAUGUCAAGCCAUACAAUCUUGAUAUCCAGAUCACGCCCACCGCAGUCACCUACCCCAGCACUGCCGAUCAAGUUGCUGCGAUUGUCAAAUGUGCUGCCGAGUGCAAUCUGGCUGUACAAUCGCGCAGCGGCGGUCACUCAUUUGGAAACUACGGCAUUGGAGGACAGGACGGUGCUGUUGUCGUCGACUUGAAGCACUUUCAGAAGUUCUCUAUCGAUACUUCUACCUGGCAAGCUACUGUUGGUAGCGGAACCCGUCUUGGUGACCUCACCAAACGACUCGGCGAGAAUGGUGGCCGUGCCAUGGCUUAUGGAACAUGCCCACAAGUCGGUGUCGGAGGACACGCACUUAUCGGUGGACUUGGACCAGCUUCUCGCAUGUGGGGUGCUCUUCUCGACCAUGUUGAGGAAGUCGAAGUCGUUCUAGCCAACUCAACUGUCGUGCGUGCCUCGGAUAAACAACACCCGGAUCUCUUCUUCGCUUUGAAAGGAGCUGGCGCCAGCUUUGGUAUCGUCACUGAAUUCAAGCUUCGGACUCAAGCAGCACCCAGCAACGCUGUCAUUUACUCUUACACUUUCGCAGGUGGCUCGACACAAUCAAAGGCAGAUCUUUUCAAGAGGUGGCAGAAGUUGGUGUCUGAUCCUCAACUUUCGAGAAAGUUCGCCAGCCAGUACAUCAUUGCUGGACCUAUUGGCGCCAUCAUCACUGGUACUUAUUUUGGUAGCCAAGCAGAGUACGACAGCCUGAACCUCUCUUCCCGUCUUCAAACAAGCCAGAGCAAUAGCUCCAUCGAGAUGAAGGAUUGGCUCGGUGCUGUCGGUCACUGGUCAGAGCAGGUCGCAUUGCAAAUUGUCGGCAACGUCCCAGCUCACUUCUAUGCCAAAACCCUUGCCUAUACACAGAAAGAUCUGAUGUCAGAUGCUACGGUUGACAAGGUCUUCAAAUACAUUGACACGGCAGACAAGGGCGGUGCGCUUUUCUUUAUGAUUUGGGAUCUUGCGGGUGGCGCCGUCAACGACGUUGCGGAAGAUGCAACUGCGUAUGGACACCGCGACGCGCUGUUCUUCCACCAAGCAUAUGCCGUCAACCUAUUGGGCAGGCUCAACGACACGAGUCGCGCCUACCUCAACGGCAUCAACGACGUCGUCAUCAACUCGCGAGCAGACCGCGAUCAAGGCGUGUACCCGGGCUAUGUCGAUCCCGCAUUGGGCCCGAACAGUGCAGCCCUUUACUGGGACGACAAUGUGAGCAAGCUACAACAGAUCAAGGCUUCAGUGGACCCGCGCAACGUCUUCCGCAACCCGCAGAGUAUCCAGCCAGCGGGAAGAUCAGUUAAGCAGAGGGCGAUUGUAUACUAA